Botrytis deweyae is the source of this 1272-nucleotide messenger RNA. RefSeq lists its product as uncharacterized. Bases 1 to 1272 code for a protein of 423 amino acids. The record is from RefSeq and is a predicted model, not a curated record. NCBI's taxonomy places the organism in Eukaryota, Fungi, Ascomycota, Leotiomycetes, Helotiales, Sclerotiniaceae. The transcript has a single exon.
AUGCACUCUUCUUCACUCCUUAUUGUAGGCUUUGCAGCUCUUGCUGCAGCCAAACCAGCUGCUCAGGGGAUUGAUUUUGCCUCCAUCAAUGCUAUUGUUCUUCCAACCAUCACUGGUCCACACCCAACUGCCACCAAAGAAUCUAUAGUUAUCGACAACGCUGCUGCUUCCGCUUCAGGAUCUGCUAAAGCUACCGGUCUUGCUACUGCUUCAGCAACUGCUUCGCAAAAUGUCAAACGUACUUACGGGGGUUGGGGCGGAAAUGGUGGAUGGGGAGGAAAUGGCGGAUGGAGUAACGGAGGAGGAAGUGGAGGAGGAAGUGGAGAAGCCGCCAGCACAAGUUGCACAACCACUCAGAGCACUCCCACCUCAACUACAGCCCAAAACAGUGUUCCUACUUCUUCUACCGCUGCUGUACCAGAAACCACCCCAGAUGUCAGCAAAGCAUGUGCAAUUCAACCGGAUGGUUAUGGACCAAAGGUUCAACCAGAUACCGUUGAUGCUUUCCUCGCUUAUACUCAAUUCCACACCGAUGCCAAGAAUGCCGCCACUCCCUCUGGCUAUACUCAAUCUUUUGUCGAUCUCAACGCUGCAGUAACUGCUGUCACCUAUCUCGGACUCACCACCUUCACCACCUAUGAUGUUGCUCAGUGCGGUUCCCUCUGCGACAGCACUUCGCUCUGCACUGGUUUCAACAUCUACGUUGAGCGUGAUCCUUACAUGAACCCAUCUGAUGCAUGCAAGAACCCAGCUUCCAUCACCAACUACAAGUGUACUCUCUGGGGCUCCGGCGUCAGUGCUGAAUCCGCCACCAACACCGGUCAAAUGCGCACUGAUUUCCAAGUCGUCAUCACCGGCUCCAACGGAUACUCCAAGACCGUCACUCCUGCACCACAACCAGGCUGGCAGCCACCUCAACAAUGCGGUGGUGGAAACAAGGGACACUCUCACCCAAACACCUGCUUGGGACAAGCCUUCUUCCCCGGUCCAUACAACCCCGCUGUCUGCGCCGGCUAUGCUACCGCCCAGAACUCUAAGAAUCUUUCCCUCAUCUCCUGGUGGAUGCAAAUGAUCUACAAGUUCUUGAACUACUCUCCAUUCCAAUGCAAGUUCUUCAACUCCUACAUGUUGAAGAAGAACGGAAAGCCAAUCGGUACCCACUGUUCCUUGUUCGCUCAAUCCUACUCCAGCAACCAAGCUACCUAUAACCCCGGUCAACAAGGUUCCGAUAGCUGGACUUGCGAGAGCUCGUACACUUAUACUCUUAACUAA